GUCCGCACAGCCCGCCCGCCACACCACACACCCAUCCACCAUGUCCAAGCGCCAUGGCAUCUCGGUGGAAAUCCCACAGGCAGGAGAAACAAGCUCGCCGUCGCUUCAUUCGGCUGUGGCAAAACAAGAUCUGACGGCUGUGCGCAAGGUUCUGGCUCAUGACAAUGCUAUUCCGCUCGAAGCUCGGGACGCCUUCCAGAGGACGCCUCUGGUGGUUGCUGCCAAGCGCGGUGAUGCCACCAUUCUGUCGUACUUGCUGGCCAAGGGAGCCGAUCCGACGGUGGAGGCUUCGUUUGGAGUGACGCCUGGCGGGUGGGCGGCGCACAAUGCGCACUUUGCCGACUCGAUCAAGGAGGCGUUUGUGGGCCAUCCGCUCUCGUGGGCCAUCCGCAACAACCACUUUCAGACCGCCCGCAUCCUCCUCUCGCACCCGACAACGCACGAGCCAUUUGCCGAUGCCGACGCCUCCCGUGCCGCCACAGACGUCUUUGGCGAGACUGUCGUCCACGCUUGCGUCCGCGCUGGCAACGCCCGCCUCCUCAACAUGGUCCUUGCCUUUGGCACUUGGGACGCCACCGCAACCAACGCGGCGGGGCAGACGCCGCUCGAGAUCGCGCAAUCCGAGGCCCUCCGUCACAUCUUUAGCCAGGCGGCCUUGUGGACAGCGCCCGCCCCCGUGCCGGCGUCGGUCCACGCCGCGCUCGCCGACAACUCGUUUCCCGGCAUCCGCGCCGCUGUCGACGCCUACGGCCUCGCCGGCCUCAACGGGCCGGGCGCACUCAACGAUGCCGGCGAGACGCCGCUGUUUGCCGCCGCAAAGGCCGGCCUCGGCACCAUUGUAGCGUACCUGCUCUUCCGCGGCGCCGACCCGACCAUCAAGGACAAGCUCGGCAACUCGCCGCUCCAUGUCGCUGCGUUCUACGACCACUUUGAGACGGUGCGCAUUCUGCUCUCACAUGCACGGGUCCACGCCGCCUUUACCGGCGACGACGGCGACGCCUACCGCAAGACGGUCAACGGCGAGACGGUCCUGCACAUGGCGGCGCGGUCCGACAACGCCGACCUCGUCCGGCUUGUCCUCGCGUUUGAGACCUUUACCACCGAGCUCACUGCGACUAACAACCAGGGCCAAGCGCCCAAGGACGUGGUGACACAGCUCGAUGUGCGGACGGUACUCAAGUCUGCAGCGGCAGCGGCCGAUGCCGGGGCCAUCGAGCUUCCGCUGGCGUCGCCGGUCCCGAUGACGCCGCGGGUCGACUCGCGCAUCUGCGCCGUCUGCCUCUGCCCGCCGGAGCAGAGCGUGUCCAAGGUUCUCUUUACCUGCUCGUGCCUCGCGGUCAUCUGCGACCGUUGUCUCGGACAGACUGUGUUCGACGGCGUGUCGAAUCCGGACAGCGAUGGCUUCCCGCGGUGCAUCAACACCCUCUGCGCCCGCCGCAUCCCGUUGCACGUCGUCUCGGACCGGCUCCCGGCCUCGCGGCAGCUCGAGCUCAUUGCUGUUGUCGUCAACGAAACCGUUCGAAAGGCGUCGGCUGACGAGAAGCCGGCCAUUCAGACCUGUCGCGUCUGCUCCCGCGACAACGACCUCACCCCGGUUCUUGCCUCGGACUCGCCGGCCUACGCCUGCUCGCACUGCGGCGUCCGCCUCUGCGCCGUCUGCAACAACAUCUUCCCGCAGUCGUCGGUCGACUCGGAGAUCCACGCCGCCUGCCAUGACCGCUUCCCCUACGUCGCCCGCUUUGGCCAGCUACAGGACAUCAUUGCCGCUGCCUCGUUCCGCGCUUGCCCGCAGUGCGCCGUCGCGCCACAUGCUCAGCCCGGUGCCCUCGCGCCAACGGCAGCGGUCAUCGCCUGUUCGGGCUCGUGCGGCGACGGCGUCACGUAUUGUGCGCUCUGCGGCGCAGCGCGCAACGCCGAUUCCGACGCGUGCACCGAGGCAUGCACCGCCGUGUCGGCCGCCGCCGCAAACGCAGGCAUUGCCGACCUGGUCGAGACCGCCGCACUACUCCGCGCCCGCAUCGCCAUUCUCGACCUCGCCGCAGACAUGGGCCGGGCCCACUUUGUGGAGAUGGUCAACCGGUUCAAGUGGCACGACUCGCUCAACACGGCGUACUUCCACGGCCUCUUUCCGUUUACCGACGAGCACGCCGGAUUUGCAGACGACGCGCUCCCGCAGUGGCUCGCCUUUGAGCCGGCCGCGCUUUGGCCGUUUUGGGCCGCUGCGGCGCCGGCAGUCCUCGGCGUCGCCGCGCCCGAGCCCGCCAGCAUCACCCCGCUCGACAACGACAACGAAUCCGAGGCGCCGGCAACGGCCGACGGCCAAUAACACAAGU
Messenger RNA from Thecamonas trahens ATCC 50062, 2333 nucleotides. Its product is annotated as ankyrin. The coding region runs from base 41 to 2326 and encodes 761 amino acids. NCBI's taxonomy places the organism in Eukaryota, Apusomonadida, Apusomonadidae. Gene Ontology annotation, molecular function: protein binding. The record is from RefSeq and is a predicted model, not a curated record. The transcript is spliced from 2 exons.